Brassica napus (rape) is the source of this 3459-nucleotide messenger RNA. RefSeq lists its product as uncharacterized. The transcript is spliced from 8 exons. Gene Ontology annotation, cellular component: peroxisome. Gene Ontology annotation, molecular function: nucleic acid binding; zinc ion binding; RNA nuclease activity. The record is from RefSeq and is a predicted model, not a curated record. The coding region runs from base 803 to 3385 and encodes 860 amino acids. Gene Ontology annotation, biological process: regulation of gene expression. Lineage: Eukaryota; Viridiplantae; Streptophyta; Magnoliopsida; Brassicales; Brassicaceae.
AUAUAUAUAAGCAGACAAUAAAUGUAAGUAAUUUUUAGUGAUAUCUAUCUAUCUAUCUAUACAAUUAUUUGCGAAAUAAAUUUUAGCAACAGAGCUCUCACGUUAAAUAUUGGUGCGGUUAAUAUCUAUACUAUCCUUAAUGAAUUUUAUAUAUUAUUAAUUAUAUAAUCAAAAACGAAUUUUUAUUAAUAAUAUUAACUUUUUAAAAAAUAAGAUAAUUCUUAUAAAUUGUAUUGUUAUCUUAAAACAUAUAUUUCAAUUAUAAAAUCUAAAAAUAAAAUAUAAAACAAUUAUAAUAAAUUAAGUAGUUAAAGUCAAUGUUAUCCUUAAUAAAUUUUAAUUAAACAUAUAUAUUUAAUUAGAUUUUUGUUAUAUAUAUGUUAGAUUUAUUUUUUUGAAAACAUCAAUAAUAAUUAUGCUGGUUUUUGAAUUAAUUAAAAAUAAACUAAUAAAUAUUCGUAAAGCGAUUAAGCCCGUAUAUGCAGGCAAGACACCUAAUUUUGUGUUUUAAAAUAUAAGUAAUUUUCAUAUUUUUAGAUAAAUUUUAUAUUUAUGGAAUAUAAUAUGACCAAUUAAAUUAUAUAAAUUUAUUUAUUAUUGGUUCGUUUAUACAUAAUCUACAGAUUAAAUUUACCUUAAAAAUUUUUUUUUUUUUUUUGCGUUUUUAUGUAAAACUAUUAUUAAGAGGAAGUAGCUUUUUUUUCAAGCUCUACAUCACUACAAGUAGGUUUUUGAUAAAAGCUUUCAAGUAUUCUCAAACCCAUUGAUAAAUCUUGUAAAGUAAGUUUUUUUUAAUUAAAUUAUGUGCUUCGACUCCUCCAUCACCCACGCGGCGGAGGCUGAUUACGCGACGGCUAAAACUUCCGUUUGGUGGGACGUCGAGAACUGUCCUGUCCCCAAGGGCUGGGAUGCUCAUAGCAUAGCUCAGAAACUAAACUCAGCGCUGGUGAACUUGAACUACCGUGGUCCUCUCACCAUCUCUGCUUAUGGCAACACAGAACUCAUCCCUAAAGCUGUUCAGCAAGCUCUCUCCUCCACUGGAAUCUCUCUUAACCACGUCCCCUCCGGAAAGAAGGAUGCGAGUGACAAGAAGAUUCUGGUUGAUAUGUUUUUGUGGGUGUUGGAGAACCCUGCUCCGGCUAACUUGAUGCUUAUCUCCGGUGACGGAGACUUCUCUUAUGCUCUUAACCGCCUGCGGAUGUUGAGAUACAACAUCCUCCUCGCGCACCCUCUUCAAGCUUCGCCUUUCUUGGUUGCUUCUGCGAGGACCUCGUGGAUGUGGAGAAGCUUAAUUGCCACACGAAGUUGUUGCUCCUUUGGUUCUGAGCAUGCUUUGUCCACACAAGCAAUGGAUUCAGGGUCUAAGGCUGAUAAACUCAAAGGAAUGUAUGUCCCGAAAGCACCAAGUCAACAGGUGACAAGAAGAAAAAAGCUUCAGAAGGAAUGGAGAGUGUGCAAUGUUGCUUGCAAAAGCACUGAUACUUUCACCAUGGCCAGAGAACAAGCACCUCAGGCUCUCAUUGAUGCUAAAGAAUGUGUUCAAGACAAUGACUCGCAGUCUCGGGAUGCGUUUACGAAGUGCUUGGAGAAACAGAACAAGGAACUGAUGGAGACUAUUGCAACAUCCGAAAGGAGUGGAAGAGAGUUCUGGCAUGAUUUUAAAGAGAGGCUGGACAAGAGUGGUGUAGCUCCUCUCAGUGUAGAUCAUGUUUUCAGUGAACUUAGCCGCGACUUUCACGUGCCCAAAGAAGUGAGGGAGUGUUUUGAAGCAAUCCUCAUGAAGCUAGAACCUACACAAAAUGAUAUUGAAAUUGAGAAGUUGGAGGAUAUGACCAAGAAGAAGAAGAGUACAGUGAUUGAAUCCAAAUAUGAACCAUAUGUUUGCACUAUUUGCAAUGUCGUUUGUGCACAUCCUUCCGUGUUCGAGUCUCAUCAUAAGGGCCGGAAGCAUGCUGCAAAGUUUAACAAGCACAUAGAUGAUCUGCGUGAUAGGCAUCAACUACAAGAGAAAAUCAUUCAAGAUAACGGUCUCCCGAAAGAUAUGACAGUGAUUGGAGACAAAGCUGAACCAUAUGUUUGCAGUAUUUGCAAUGUCAUUUGUGCACAUCCUUCCGUGUUCGAGUCUCAUCAUAAGGGUCGGAAGCAUGCUGCUAAGAUUAAAAAGCAGGCAGAUGAUACAUUAUCAUUGAAACAGGCUCUGCUUGGUGAUCAACAAAUACAAGAUAAUGGUCUCCCGAAAGAUAUGAAAAAGGAGCUCCAAAUCAAGCUUGUAGAGGCACCUGAGAACAUGGACUACUUAGAUAAGCAAAGGCAAGAGCUGGGAGAGAGAUGUGCCACCAACUCUGAGAGGAGUGUUGAAGAUUUACUCCAAACUAUUGAAGAAGUAGGAGAGAAUGAUUACAAAUCUCUUGAGUGUUUCCUCAUCGAACUAAACUCUGAGUUUUCUGCCUCUGAAGAAUCUAGAGAAUGUAUUGAUGCCAUUUUCAAGAAACCAGAAGUCUCACAAGAUGCAAACUUAACCCGGGAGUUUGAGAAUAUACCAAGCCAGAACCUGGAGAUGAACUCAGGCGAUCCUGAAAGUAGCUCUGCAAGAGGAGCCACUGAGCAUCCCGAGGAGUACAUGAUGAACAUGAAGAAGGAGAAGGUGACUAAGUCCAGCGUUUCAACCAAACCUAUAACGAAGGAACCAAAAGUUUUGCAGCUUGUCUGGUGCCAAAUCUGCCGGAUCAGCUGCGAGAGCAAGGUUGCGUAUGCAAAUCACAUCUGUGGGAAAAUACACCAGCAGAAGAGGGAGAGGAUGUCUGAGAGAGAAGCCAUGCUUUCUAAGGAGAAUGCAGAGAGACUGGAGAAGGUAUUGAGCAAAAGCCAAACCGCCUUUGAUUCACAGAACCAUGCUGCCAUGGUCAAGGAGCAAACAGAGAAGGCAUUUGUUGAUUCACUGAGAACUCGCCAAGAACUUCGCCAAAGAGCAGUGGAACAUCCAUUGGGAAAAGCAGAGGCAACAGAGGAGCAGACACUUGUAAAGACCGAGGAUCAUGGGUUUCAAGGGGCACAAGAAGAUAAAGAGGAAGUGAAGGAGAUAAAUGCCAUAUCUGAGAACCUAACGCGUGCCUUUAUUGGAAUGAAUCAAGAGUCAAGUGUACCCAAAGAAUCGAGAGGAUGUUUGGAUGUGAUUCCUCAGAGAGUAAAAGCGCCAGCAGAUGUGAAUGUGACAGAGAAGUUGGAAGAUGAGUCCAAACAUAAACCCCAAACAACACCAGAGGAACCUUUAAAGGAGCACCUAGGAGUGGCUGCCAAGAGGGGAGAGGCUAAGUUCCAAGUUGAUAACUUUUGGACCAGACUUUGGGGGAAAAAGGAGUUAGAAAAACUUUACCGUAUAAUCUAAUACUAUUAAAACAAAAUUCAUACUAGUAUUCUGCCAUUAAUUUUUGAAAUAAUUAAUAAUAUGCCAUUCCUAUA